This is a messenger RNA of Phytophthora infestans T30-4, 2891 nucleotides long. RefSeq names its product phospholipase, putative. The transcript is spliced from 7 exons. Gene Ontology annotation, cellular component: cytoplasm. NCBI's taxonomy places the organism in Eukaryota, Oomycota, Peronosporomycetes, Peronosporales, Peronosporaceae. Gene Ontology annotation, molecular function: glycerophospholipase activity; phosphatidylinositol binding; metal ion binding. The record is from RefSeq and is a predicted model, not a curated record. The coding region runs from base 306 to 2891 and encodes 861 amino acids.
CACUGCAGAACUGCAGCGUCAUCCUAAAUGACGUCGUGGGUCAGUUCAAACAGAAGAUUCAGGAGAGCGCGGCUGUAGACCCGGAAGCUUUUGAGCUAGAAAGAACGCAGAGCAGCUCAUCCAUCGAGUGCAGCUCGUCCGACGACGUGGACGAAGAAAUCGACGUCGGGUUCCACGACGUGGAGCCUGUCAAGGGCCGCAAAGCCGCUGUGGCGCUCAACAACGACGUGACGGAGCGAGUACAGAAUGCGCUGAGGGACGACGAAGAGUUUGAGAGAUUCAAGGCCAACGCUCUCGAGUAUGGUAUGGGCCAUGAGUCGGCUGAGAGCUUCUACGCCUACUUGGCGCAGCAGAUCCCAGCUCCAGUGCUGGACUCGAUCGUUGUGGACUUUGCACGGCUACUGCCUCAACCAGCUCUAAGAGUACCGUUAUUGAAGGCACAUUAUGAACACAUGCAGAACGAACUGUCUAGACCGAGCAUCGCCACGUUCAAGAACAAGAGCUACAGUACUGUAGUGACGUCUAGGUCGUCAACGUCCUCAAGUAUCGACGAAGCUGGCAGCAGCGAUGAAGAAGACGAAGAGUAUCCGUCAACGAUUCGACUGCGGACGUUCAACCACCUCGUUUUCGUCAUUCACGGCAUUGGACAACACAUUGACUUCCGUGAUGGAGAGUUCAAGUCGUGGAACGGAGAGACGGGCGUCGAAGGCGGCAACCACGCCUUCAGAGACAUUUUCCGCUCGAUGCUGGAAACAACAUUCCAAGAUAUCCCCCUGGCACUGGAAAUGCAGUCGAUCGAGUGGCACGAAGACCUCCACGAUCCAACGGGCCUAGAUAACGUUUUUGAUUUGAUCUCUCCAGAAGGAGCCUCAGCUAUUCGCGAGUUCAACAAGGAAACCUUUAUGGACGUGCUGUACUAUCUGUCGCCACGUUAUGGACAACUGGUUGUAGAUUCAGUCACUCAACAACUCAACGAGAAAUAUCGCGUCUUCAUGGACGAGCAUCCAGGGUGGGAUGGAAAGGUUUCUAUCUUCGCCCACUCUCUGGGCUCUAUGAUUUCUUACGACCUCCUAACGCACAAGCCGGGUGAGGUAGCCAUCAACGGUGUGCGAUUCUCUGGCCUUGACUUCGAGAUUGACAACUUCUUCGGAGUCGGUUCUCCGGUGGGAAUAAUGAUCUUGGCAAGAGGAGAUCUCAACAUCGAGGACGGAGAGUUUACCCCAGGAAUCAAAAUGCCGCACUGUCGUCGAUACUUCAAUGUUUACCACCCGAUCGACCCCAUCGCAUACCGUAUCGAGCCGUUAAUUAAGCAAGAAAUGCAUGACAAGGAUCCCGUACAAUUGAUGCAGUUUAGUGCCGUCAAGGACCACACGUUUGGUCAGCUGCAGGAGCAAUGGGAAGGAUUGAAUGGCCCGGUGCACGGAUUCCCCUAUCGUCAUGACUACGCGCUGCGGCGUCGGAAGCGCGAGCAAGGCAUGAUGGAAGUAGCUUUUGCUGCUGCCUCCCAUUCAUCGUACUGGAUGAGCGACGACGUCGUCCUCUUCACCAUCAUGCAGCUGUGUCAGCCGGUGGUUGAUACUUUGCAUCGAUACAUGAGUGCCCGCGUCCCUCUUCCUAAACUCAUGAGGAGCAUUGUGGAGCUUACACCUCACACCAAGGUGUUGCUGUCGGCGACCGCUCUCGUUCGCGACCGAUGCACUGGUCUUUCGCGCGAGCAGAUUGUUUUGAUUGACAAAGAUCGUCUCUACUUCUUGUCUCGACUCAGUGAAGUCGCCUGUCGUCGGAAGUGGCGAAUCCAACUGACGGCGACGACGAAAGCUGUGUACGGCGAAGACUCGUUCAUGAUGAAGAUCAUUCCUAGUGAGGCUGCUGCUCCCGAACCAGGCGCCCCACCAACAUCAAAUAACGCCUCUCAGCCCGGAGUGCACAUUUUUAAGGCCCCGUCGACACCAGUGCGCAACACAUGGAUGGAUGCUAUCAACGAAACAGUCGUGAAGGCCACCAGUGCGCUCGCCGACGAGUUACCUGCUGACAAGGCCCCCAGAGACACAGCCAACCUCGUCGAUCUCCCGACUGGUAAGAGCAUGGACUAUUUCAAUGCCAUCAAGGCUGGCUUCCUAAAGGAGAAGACCGCAAACGGGUGGUACGAUUCGUGGAAUGACCGGUGGCUUGUUCUUCAAGAAGACCACUUGUCGUGCUACGAGAACUCGCCCAAAUUGGACUUUGUUGGGCAAUUUUUACUUCGGACGACGAAGGCGUUCUGCUACGAACGCGAGUAUCUUAUCCGAGUGGUAGCUCGUCGUGGAGCAGCGUGUGAGAUGCGCGUGCAGAACCAAGAAUCGUUUAACCGCUGGGUGGAAGUAUUUGAGAGAAUCCCUGCGGUCGAGAUCUUCCGCCACAAGGAUUUAUUGGAGAACAGUCCGUCCUCAGUGCUGAUCAUGACUGAAAGUUCGCGGGGGCACUUUAGUGGGGCCCAGAAGAAGAAUAAGGGAGGUGAAUGGCUACAGACGAAGAUCGAAGGACACCAGAUUAAACUCGAUGAGAACGACCAAGAGUAUGUCGCGUUUGUCAUCCAAGUGGCGUCCUCAACGGCAGGCCACAGUAUCGUUCAACGGCGAUAUUCAGAGUUUGCCAAGCUGCAUCGCGAGCUGCGGAAGCUGUUCCAACCUGAGCAGCUCCCAGCGCUACCUGGGACUAGAAUGUGGAACAAGUUCGAACCCAACUAUUUGAAGCAGAAAGCGAUUGGUCUUCAUGGAUAUCUGAAUGAGGUAUGCAAGCGGUGUGCUAACAGUCGUGCUCAACCAUUGCUGCUGGACUUCCUUGAGCUCGCACAGCCAGCUCCUACAGAACCAAAAGAGCCUCCGGAAGAGGAACACACUGAAAAGAAUUAA